Penaeus chinensis is the source of this 538-nucleotide messenger RNA. Its product is annotated as cuticle protein AM1199-like. Gene Ontology annotation, cellular component: chitin-based extracellular matrix. NCBI's taxonomy places the organism in Eukaryota, Metazoa, Arthropoda, Malacostraca, Decapoda, Penaeidae. The record is from RefSeq and is a predicted model, not a curated record. The coding region runs from base 19 to 396 and encodes 125 amino acids. Gene Ontology annotation, molecular function: structural constituent of chitin-based larval cuticle. The transcript has 3 exons.
CUUCCUAGUAUCAGCAUCAUGAAGACGAUCAUCCUCGUGUGUACCUUCGCCCUGGCUCUGGCGGCCCCUCAGUACGGACGCCCGAACCCUAAGCAUAUUGCGAUUGUCAGGGAAGAUCGGCAGGACGAUGGCAACGGGCGUUUUAGGUAUAGCUUCGAGGCUGAAAACGGCAUCAGUGUGGCUGCCGCUGGCACCCCCGGGUCCAAGGGGCAGAGUAACAUUGAUGGAAACUUUAGGUUCCGCCUCGACGACGGCAGAACCGCCGAAGUCAGUUACGUCGCGGACGAGUUCGGAUAUCGCCCAGAGUCCCCCCUCAUCCCCACCCCCCACCCCCUCCCCGCCCACGCCAUCGAGCAGAUCCGCUUCGCCGAGGAGCAGAGUCGCCGCUUAGGUUAAGUGUGGUUAAUGGUGAUUCUCGAAGGAACUUUAGCCACAAAACCCGAAGAUACGAACGAUGACACCACCAGUGCCCUCGACCAACCUUUCUGAACGAGCUAGCUUAUGUUAAUAAAGCAGAAAGUCAUUACUAAAGAACUGA